CUCCCGCUCAGAUCGCAAACAACGCGAUUUCUUCGUCUUUGCCUCUCAAAUCUUGCAUCUCUAAUACAACCUACAACGCUGGCCCGCUUGUUACUCUCAUAGAAAUCACCAGCUACUCUACGCCCAGCGAUUUUCUGCUGCUUCAACACCUUUAUCCGUCUAGCAUGGUCCAGCAAUAUUCUCCGUCGUCAUGACCUGGACCCCCAACCAGCCGUCCCCUCCUCCGUACUCAUCGUCGUCGUCCUCGUCGUCCGGAUCUUCAUCAGGGUCGCCUCGGCGUGCAUCAUCAAAGUCCUCAGCUUUUGGUGCUACCGCCGACACCGACAAUUCGGCCAAUGACCUACCGGAGCCACCCGCAAAGCCCAGCGGUAACGACGAUGAGGCGCCACCACCAAAGUCCAAGACGCCCGGCAAGUCACAGAGCAGACGCGGCCAUUUCAAAUCACGGCUUGGCUGCUUCAAUUGCAAGCGCCGCCGUGUGAAAUGCAAUGAGGCCAGGCCUUCAUGUGCACCUUGCACUCGACUCGGCUUGUCGUGCUCUUACCCAGAUCCUAAGAAGCCCUCCGCAACGGCUGCCCUGACGACCGUCCAAAUCAACCCGUCGGGCCUCGCAAUGGAAGACUUGCGCUUCUUCCAUCGCUUCAUGACCAAGGCUUUUCCGACUCUUCCUUUCCGGGGUGAUAGUGUCUGGUUAGACGCAAGCGCAAUGUCGCACGAGUAUCAAAUGCUGGCUCACUCAGUGCUCGGUCUUGGGGCUUCUCAUAUUUCUCUCCAUGGUAACGUUGACUAUACGCAACAGGCUCUGAGCCACAGAGUGACGGCGAUUCGAAUGGUAAAUGAACGGCUCUCGUCGCCAUCGCAAAGCCCUGCCGAUGCUGAUGCGGUAUUUGGCGCCGUCCUCUGUCUCAUUGCGCAAACCGGAUUACUAGCCGACGGCAUGUGCGAGUAUCAUGUCAUGACCCGCGGAUGCAUGCUGCUCAUGCAAGCUGUUGUCAAAAACGAAGACAAGUCUAUCUUCAACAUGUUUACCGCCGAAGAGCACAUGAAUCGCAUUCGACUCAUCAUAUCGGAUGAGCACGGCGACUUUACCAACCUACACAACUUUCAUCGCAGCCUGCUCAAGAUGAAGCAUCUUUUGGUCGCGCCAUCACAGAUGGCCUAUUUCGACGGGAUGCUAUUGUGCGUCACCAGUAUGCAUGAAUCACCAGAAGCCGCUUGGUCGGCAUUUGUUGCUCUCUACCACGUUUAUGCCGGCUGGUCCAGUGAUGUUUUCAAUGACUUUAUCGAUAUCAACAACUUUCCAUCACAGCUGCUCAUCAUCCAUGGCUUCCUGCUGGAUUAUGUCCUUGGGCCACUUUGUCUGCCCGUUACACAUCCCAACAACUCUCCGGGCCGCAAAGGGGUUGUAAUUGGAUGGGCAAGAGACGUACUCGCUCGACUUCCACCGGAACUGAAGGAAUACGGUGCCUGGGUCAAGGAAUACUCUGACGCGCUUGAACACGGUGACUGGCGGUAUCUUCUUUCUCCUUGAUGCAACCUGGUGUUACAGGACGUCUAAUCUCUUCAUUUGCACACAUCUAUACCCAUUUUCAGCAUCAAUCAAUUUUCUAUAAUAU
Molecule: messenger RNA, 1616 nt
Organism: [Torrubiella] hemipterigena
Lineage: Eukaryota; Fungi; Ascomycota; Sordariomycetes; Hypocreales; Clavicipitaceae
Source: the annotation of a GenBank genome assembly